GGACACAUCCGGCCAAGUGUUCGAUUUCAGCUGUGGAGAGAGAAAAGAUAACGAGUGUGCAAGCGACAGCGUUCAAGAUGAUCCGUCGCGACUAGACGACCGAGAGAGGAGAAGAGGCGAAGCCGAUGGAUUUCCAGAGCGCGAUGGAGACCUUUGCCGAAGCCUGGGUGGCUGCCAACACGAAAAACGAUCAGGUUCAGAGCCAGGCUUUGGCCCUAACGCACAAAGCGUCGCCGCCCUCGCGACCAAGCAGCGAGCCAUCAUUGCCACAGACGCCACCGGGCACGCAGCCGCCGCAAUCGCAAUCGACUCGCGAUACCCAACCGACGUCGAUGGGUGCGCAAAAUCUGAUGACGUCGCAUCAGGUACCGCCGUCAUCGAACCACCAGGCCGUACAGCCGGCUCAUAACUCCGUUGUGACGCAAAGCACGACGGGCCAGCAGCAGCAGCCAUACGCUGCACACAAGCAUCUCAAGCAAGAAUUAAAUGCUAGUCUCAAGGAGGAGGGCUUUGAUCUCAGCAAGACUGCCUCGGCUACCGGUAAAAGUCUUCCUAUUCACUGUGUAGUAGAAGCAAUCCACAGUAUCAUUGACACUCGGCCAGCCAAUGGACGCGAUAAUUGGCGGCGGCCGCACGUUGAACUUGACACAUACGUUUUCAUUCCAGCAAACAUGCCAUUCCAGGAUUUGGUCGGCGAAGUACUGAUGCGACUAAAUUAUUCGAAUGACUUGAUCCUGAGUGCGCGAGGUAGCAUAGUGAUAAGAAAUUGGAAGCCAUUACCAACGGAGAAGGUUGCCGAAGGCCCACUACUUACCGUUGGAGAUAUACUCGCCGAGCUGAUCAACCUUGCCACUCUCAAGAUACAGGUGUACAGAUCGAGGCCACCACCACCCACACCCGCCAGUGAAGUCAGGGAUAAAUUGCUCAGGUUAUUGCUGUUACGUAGCCAUGCCGUUCUUGUUGCUGCUGGUUGCCCGCUCGAUGAGGCAACACUAUCAUCCCUUUGCCGAGGUGGUAAUGACCUAACUGAAGAAACUCAAAGAAAUUUCGAGUCUUGGCUUCAACAGCAACAUCUUGGACUCAACCUCAAUCCUUUAAUCCAGCCAUCGUCGAACCAUCACCACCGUAGCCAAUCGCCGCCACCAACCGAUGUGACGCCAAGCUCGAAUACACCCUUGAGUCAUCAUCACCCAACAGCUCAUCAUCCGAAUCUCUUGGUAUUCUCCCACAAAUCGCGUAUGCGUACUUCAUUCGAUCCUGAACUCGAGCUACCCAGACUUCAACGGUGGUUCGCUGAAAAUCAACAUCCGACGCGUCAGCAGAUUCAGCAUUACGUGAACGAGUUGAACAGUUUAGAGUCGAGGCGAGACCGAAAACCCCUGCACGUGAAUAAUGUAGUUUACUGGUUCAAAAAUGCCAGGGCAGCGCAGAAAAGGGCCGAGACCAGAGGAGUCAACGGAUACAGUCCACCUGGUCUUAGUCCGCGAGGUGCUAGUAACGUCAGCGAGGAUUGCUCCGAUGACGAAGAGGAUUCGAGACAUCAGUCGACGUCACCGUCACCGUGUCCCCCAGCAAGUCCGCCGAUCGGUCCACUCUCGUUGACGACUCGACCCGAAGAUCAGCAGCAACAGAACCAACAACAGAACCAACCGCCGUCGUCGACGUCGUCAUCUGUCAAACAAGAAGAUCCAUCGCGAGGUGGUAUGUCAUCGGGCUCCGAAGACGACGAAGCAAGUCCGACGGGUGCUGGUGGUCCGCUAUCUGGUUUCUCAUUAGUACCGAGUCCAAUGUUUAGCCACAGUGUUAUGUACAUGUCGCAUUACCUAUCACCCCGUGGACCCGCCAAUUGCCCGACUAGUAUCUUAGACGAAAGGAGAAAACGUAACAGGACUUUCAUCGAUCCUGUUACCGAAGUACCAAGGUUGGAGACUUGGUUUACGCAUAAUACUCACCCCAGUCACGCGUUAAUUUUAAAAUACACGGAGGAGCUGAAUCGUAUGCCGUACAGGCAAAAGUUUCCCCGUCUUGAACCAAAGAACGUGCAGUUUUGGUUCAAAAAUCGCAGGGCAAAGUGCAAGCGACUGAAGAUGGCUCUGUUCGAUGGGGACCCACCACAACCACAUCCUUAUCAUGCCGAAUAGCCCCGUCAACGUAACAUGUACAUUGGUCUCGAGUGAAAGCUUGAAUACUUAAAGCGAGCUGUGAGAGCGAGAAAAUAAGAGGAUAGAAAUACUCAAUUAUACGUAUAAAUAUUGUACGCGAAUAAAACAAAAAAUGGCAUUAAUCGACUUCUGAGUUUUGGGAGUAAAGGUAACCUUCGCUGUAAUUACAAUGAUUCGUAACGAGUAAUAUUAUUGGCGUAAUGACUGUAAAUAAUGAGAACCAAUUAUUAUUAUUAAAAUUAUUAUUAUUAUUAUUAUUAUUAUUAUUAUUAUUAUUAGUUAUUGAUUAUUAAUAAUUAUCAUGACGAUCUCGAAUAAAAUA
Phymastichus coffea is the source of this 2484-nucleotide messenger RNA. It is a transcript of the gene dve, whose product is annotated as homeobox protein dve-1. The record is from RefSeq and is a predicted model, not a curated record. Gene Ontology annotation, biological process: chromatin remodeling; regulation of transcription by RNA polymerase II. The coding region runs from base 126 to 2141 and encodes 671 amino acids. Gene Ontology annotation, molecular function: DNA-binding transcription factor activity, RNA polymerase II-specific; RNA polymerase II cis-regulatory region sequence-specific DNA binding. NCBI's taxonomy places the organism in Eukaryota, Metazoa, Arthropoda, Insecta, Hymenoptera, Eulophidae. The transcript is spliced from 7 exons.